GGCUCCUCGCACCAUCAGCUCCAUUGCCAGCAAGAAGGAGUGUAUGGCCGGCUUACGCUACCGACAGCUGACGUCUGCCCUGCCUGACCUAGUGCAAGCCUUUAAGAAGCUUGCUGUCUGUCUCAUUCCUCGCGUCCACUCACUUCUCUCGCUCGAGCUCAGCCAGCACCAUGCUUUCUCUGUUGCUUGCCCUUGUCAUCCACUCGCUCACCCUACCGCACUCCGCUUCGGCUGCUCAUUCCAUAUGCUCAUGGCGUCCAUACACGCGAUCCCCAGCCUACUCCUCGCUGUACCUGUGGUGCUCUGCUGAGCUCACGAUUACGGAGGAAGGGCGAGGGGACUACAGAUGCAAGGUGAACACCGGCAUCAAGAUUGCAGACUUUGGUGGUCUGAGGCAAGGGGUAUUGGAAUGGGGUGAGGAAAGGUCAAUGUGGGGGACCGUAGUGCCGUGCCAGGAGCUGACCUUCUGCCGUCCUUCUGCUGGUCGCGCCGAGUAGGGACACCUUGUGGGUGAGUGCAGAUCUGCGUGGCAAAUUGCAGUGCAAGACGCUGACCUUCCCUCGUCGCGAAGUCACGGAGGCUACGGGCGCGACUAUCACUCGAUCUGUGUUUCGGAAUGGUGGGCGCUCUGCCUGGGAGACUCUUGCAAAGGCGAAUGCUUCUACAUGCA
This is a messenger RNA of Jaminaea rosea, 670 nucleotides long. RefSeq lists its product as hypothetical. The record is from RefSeq and is a predicted model, not a curated record. Lineage: Eukaryota; Fungi; Basidiomycota; Exobasidiomycetes; Microstromatales. Bases 171 to 497 code for a protein of 108 amino acids. The transcript has a single exon.